Molecule: messenger RNA, 2133 nt
Organism: Eremothecium gossypii ATCC 10895
Lineage: Eukaryota; Fungi; Ascomycota; Saccharomycetes; Saccharomycetales; Saccharomycetaceae
Gene: DBP7
Product: putative ATP-dependent RNA helicase
Exons: 1
Coding region: 1-2133 (710 amino acids)
Biological process (GO): ribosome biogenesis
Cellular component (GO): nucleus
Molecular function (GO): RNA helicase activity; nucleic acid binding; ATP binding
Source: RefSeq, marked provisional
AUGAGCGAUAAUGAUGGUCUCAUGUUGAUGAACUUCACGACCGAGUCCGGGCCGGACAACGCGAGUAGCCACCGCAGAGUAAAGGUUACCGGAGGUAAGUGGAAAGAACGCAGAAAGCUGAAGAUGAAGCUCGAGGGGCGGCCUUUGAGACCCAAGCGACCAGCGGCGGCAGUGGAAGAAGCCCCAGCUGCGGCGGUGCCGGAGGGCAGCGCGAUAGAGCCUGCGGCGAAAAGGCCGCGAGGCCGCAACGAGCGCGCGCCCAAGGACGUGCCUCCGCAACCCGCGAACGCGCAGGUGGUGUCGUCGCUGUUUACGUCGACACGGGCGAUCACGACAUCCGUGAAUGACCACGAGCGCGCGUCGAACGAUGUCGCGCCGUCGAAUGCGCCACUGCUGCAGGACACCUUCGAGGCGCUGGGCGUGCGUGGCACGCUUCUGGAGCACCUCACAGGGAAGAUGAAGAUCCAGAAACCAACCAAGAUCCAGAAGAUGGCCAUUCCGGAGGUGCUGAACGGCAAGGCCGACCUUUUCUUGCACGCGCAGACCGGCUCGGGCAAGACGCUGGCCUUCCUCCUGCCGGUGCUGCAGACCCUCCUCUCGCUGGAGCAGCGGAUCGACCGCCACAGCGGCUGUUUUGCGAUGAUCGUGACACCGACUCGGGAGCUGGCCGCCCAGAUCUACGGGGUGAUCAGCACCCUGGCUCAGUGCUGCCACUACCUGGUUCCCUGCCUUCUUGUCGGUGGAGAGCGCAAGAAGUCGGAGAAGGCCCGGCUGCGCAAGGGUGCCAACUUCAUCGUGGGCACACCGGGGCGUAUGCUCGACCAUCUGCAGAAUACGAAGGUCGCAAGAGAGCAGCUGCCGCACUCGCUCCGCUACCUGAUCUUGGACGAGGGAGACAAACUGAUGGAACUAGGUUUUGAGGAGACACUGAAGAGCAUCCUGGAAAUCGUACACUCGGUGGCCUGCGAUAACACACGCUUUCCGCGGCUGCCGCAGCGCAUCGUCCACGUGCUCUGUAGUGCCACAAGGCAGGGUACCGUUUCCAAGCUGGGCGAUAUCGCCCUGACCGAUCCGAAAGUGAUUGCAGCUAGCGACUCUACGACAGACGUCAGCACCGUGCCCGACCAGCUGUUGCAGAAGAUCGCCAUAGUUCCGCCCAAGCUGAGACUGGUGACGCUCUGCGCGGCGAUCAGUGAACUAUCCCGCAAGGCGCCCACCGAAACCACCACGCGCACGAUCGUUUUUAUUUCAUGCGCGGACAGCGUCGACUUCCACUACGAUGUCUUUUCUGGUCUUGGCGGAAGUCAUAGGGAUCUCGUACCCGGUACGGUGCGCGAGCUUGCCGCCGGCAGCCGCGCGCUGCCCUGCUUCUCCGCCGACAGCCCGCCAAAUACCGUGUUCUACAAGCUGCAUGGAUCGCUGCCACAGGCCGUGCGUGUUGCGACGCUGCGGCACUUCUCCUCAGACGCUGCGGCAACCCGGGGGAAGCACCUGGUCCUGUUUUGUACCGACGUCGCCUCGCGUGGCUUGGACCUGCCGCGUGUCAGCACUGUCAUCGAGAUGGACCCGCCCUUCGCGGUCGAGGACCAUCUGCAUCGUAUCGGGCGGACCGCGCGUGCCGGUGUGGCUGGCGAGUCGUUGCUCUUCCUGCUGCCCGGCGAGGAAGAGGGCUACAUGGAACACAUCCGUGCCCACCACCCUCGUGGCUGGGAGCUGCUUCGCUACGAUCGAGACCUACUGGCGCCGGCCUUCGCGGCCCCUGUCGCCCGCUCCGACCGUCCGACCACCGCAACGGACGCCGCCUGGGACAGCAACGCGACAACUUGGCACCUCAACGUCGAGCGCCGUGUGCUCGAAGACCCCUCCGCGAAGGAUCUUGCCAUCAAGGGCUACACCAGCCAUAUCCGCGCAUACGCAACCCACAUCUCUCAGGAAAAGCGCUUCUUCAACGUUCGCUGUCUGCAUCUUGGCCACCUGGCGAAAGCCUUUGGACUUCGCGAGCGCCCCAAAGGCAUGGCCGCUCAUCGCGGGAAGCCUGCUACUCCGAAGCCCAAGCAGGACGAUGCCCGCACCAAAAUGCUACGUAUGGCACGCCAGGCUGUUGCACAAAGCAAUAGCGAAUUCAAUUACUAG